Messenger RNA from Lachancea lanzarotensis, 3789 nucleotides. RefSeq names its product LALA0S07e07052g1_1 (gene MSH6). Gene Ontology annotation, molecular function: ATP-dependent DNA damage sensor activity; ATP binding; mismatched DNA binding. The record is from RefSeq and is a predicted model, not a curated record. Gene Ontology annotation, cellular component: nucleus; MutSalpha complex. Gene Ontology annotation, biological process: mismatch repair. Bases 1 to 3789 code for a protein of 1262 amino acids. The transcript has a single exon. NCBI's taxonomy places the organism in Eukaryota, Fungi, Ascomycota, Saccharomycetes, Saccharomycetales, Saccharomycetaceae.
AUGGUGCUCCCUACUACACCUAGAAACGUUAGGAAAACUGCUGCAUUCAAAAACUCUCCCCAAUCUUCGGGGAAAAAAACCUUCAAACAGGCAUCUUUACUUUCGUUCUUUGGUAAGAACAAAGCAGCAGGAAAUGGUACACCAUUAAAUAAGUCUAAACAUGAGUCUCUGUUUGUCGAUAAUGAUGACUCAACUGAUAUGGGUUCAGAAUUUGUCACGGCAAUAGACGACGACGGUGACCGCUCAGCUUCGUCAAUAGUUGAUGCAAGUGUCGCGGAUAAGAAUAAAGAGAACAAGGUUGUUGAUGAAGAAGAGAAUUCCGAAAAUUUGGAGGGGGAUACGAAUGGUGAUAUUCAGGGUACUCCAUUAGAUAAAAGUGCACCUCCAAGUCUUCCAGAUGAAUCGAAUCAACCCACAGAAGAAGCUCGAAACGCCGUAAUUUCAGAAGUGAACGCCAAGCGUGCAAAGAAACGGCAAGUUACAUAUGCGGAAUUGAGCGACGAUGAGCCUGAUACUUCGCCUUUGAGGUCAAAGGCUAAGAAAAAGAGACUUUUAUCAAGCGACGACGAAGAAGAAGAAUACACACCGUCAAAAGAAGACCUUCACGAAAGCGAUGGUGAUGAUGUUGACAAUGAUAUCGAUGUCUCAGAAUUUAAAAAUGAGCUUUUGGGAGGAAGCACCGGUGCUGCAGAAGACUGUCUUGGCGACGAAGAUGAUGACGAAGACAUUCUUCAACUAUCGAGCAAAAAAGCCAGGUCUGUAAGUAAUAAAAUUCCAGCCAGGGACAGAUUUUCAUCCCCAGUUGUUACCAAACCGAAGCCUAGUCCUCAGCGCAAUGGUGUGUCUCCCAUUAAUAAGGGCAAACACACAAGCUUCAAUAAGGAAAAUGAAGAGCGUUACCAAUGGUUAGUGAACGAGAAAGACGCACAAGGAAGAGCACCAGACCAUCCAGAUUACGAUCCUCGAACUUUGUAUAUUCCGUCUUCUGCCUGGGCGAAAUUCACGCCAUUUGAGAAGCAAUAUUGGGAAAUAAAGUCGAAGAUGUGGGAUUGCAUCGUUUUUUUCAAGAAAGGCAAGUUCUUUGAGAUGUAUGAAAAAGACGCCAUGCUUGGAAAUCAUCUGUUCGACCUAAAGAUUGCGGGUGGUGGGCGUGCCAACAUGCAACUGGCAGGUGUACCGGAGAUGUCAUUUGAUUAUUGGGCAAUGCAGUUUAUUCAGCAUGGCUACAAAGUAGCGAAAGUAGACCAAAGAGAGUCGAUGCUUGCUAAAGAAAUGAGAGACGGUAAUAAAGGGAUUGUGAAGCGUGAUCUUCAAAGUGUCCUUACCUCCGGGACAUUGACAGACCUGGGGAUGCUCCAUUCCGAUCAAGCUACAUACUGCAUGGCUAUACGUGAAGAAUCUGGGGAUUUCUACGAUAUUGAAAAUGGCACCACGAGUGCCUCUCCAAGUGACAAGAAAAUAUUUGGUGUUGCCUUCAUAGAUGCUGCAACAGGUGCAAUUGAUCUACUUGAAAUUGAGGACGAUUCUGAAUGUACAAAGCUCGACACAAUUUUAUCACAGGUACGGCCUAAAGAGAUUAUAAUGGAAAGAAACAACCUCUCUAGCUUGGCCCAUAAAAUAAUUAAAUUCAACGCACAGCCGCAGGCCCUUUACAACUAUUUGAAGGCAGGCGAUGAGUUUUACGAUUUCAACAAAACUUUCGAUGAGUUAACGUCUAAAGACAAUUCAUACUUUACAGAUAUGGACCAAUGGCCUGAAGUUUUGACCAGGUUUUUUGAACAAGGAAAGAAAGUCGGAUUUUCCGCUUUUGGUGGGCUGGUAUCCUACUUGAAGUGGCUGAAACUAGAUAAGUCUCUGGUCUCCUUGAAAAAUAUCAAUGAAUACAGUCCUAUUAGAUCGCAGACAUCGUUGGUUUUGGACGGAGUAACACUACAAAACUUGGAGAUUUUUGGAAACUCAUUCGACAACACCGACAAAGGGACCCUUUUCAAGCUUUUAAAUAGGGCAAUAACGCCCAUGGGUAAGCGAAUGCUAAGAAAAUGGGUUAUUUAUCCUCUUCUCCAUAAGCAUGAUAUUGAGCAGCGUUUGGACAGUGUUGAUCUUCUACUAAAUGACAUGGAUCUACGAGAGCUUUUGGAGAGCAGUUUGAGUGCAUUACCUGACCUGGAGCGCUUACUAGCUCGCAUACACUCCGGAACUUUAAAGAUUCGCGAUUUCAAUAAGGUUAUAGAGGGAUACGAAACUAUUACCGCUCUUACGGAAAAACUUCAUAAUCAUGAAUUAAACGGUUCCCUGAAAACCCAUAUCGAACAGAUACCCAAUACAUUAGCGUCUGCUGUAAGUAAUUGGGGAAAUGCUUUUGAUAGAAAGAAGGCCGUUGAGGACGGAGUGAUCGUACCCAAAGCGGGUGUUGAACCUGAUUUUGACGAAUCUCUCAGAAAUAUCGACAGCAUUGAGAUGAAUUUGAGUGAUUGCCUACGUUCUUAUAAAAAACUCUUCAAAACUUCCAAUUUACAGUACAAAGACUCUGGUAAGGAAAUCUACACUAUCGAAGUGCCAAUGGCGGCUACCAAAUUGGUUCCAUCGGACUGGAUUCAAAUGGGAGCCAAUAAAUCCAAUAAGCGUUACUAUUCACCUGAGGUUGCGAAGCUGGCAAGAACCAUGGCUGAAGCUCGCGAGUCGCACAAGCUUUUAGAAGAAAGUCUGAAAAGCCGUUUAUAUCAGAAAUUUGAUCAGAACUAUCAAGACAUCUGGAUACCGACUUUGAACGCCGUUUCCCUGAUAGACUGCAUUCUUUCGCUGGCUCGCACUUCAGAGUCACUAGGAUUUCCUUGCUGCAGGCCUGAGUUCGUUGACCAUGUGGAUCCAGUAACGGGCCAUAAACUGAACGGCUUCGUUAACUUCAAAGAACUCAGGCAUCCAUGUUUCAACUUGGGUUCCACAACGGUAAGAGAUUUCAUUCCAAAUGACGUAUCUUUGGGAGGCGACAGUCCACAAGUUGCUUUGUUAACGGGUGCAAAUGCGGCUGGUAAAUCUACGGUUUUGAGGAUGACUUGCGUAGCUGUUAUCAUGGCCCAGAUUGGUUGCUACGUGCCGGCUCAAAGUGCAGUGCUUACUCCAAUAGACAGAGUCAUGACUCGACUUGGAGCUAAUGACAACAUUUUACAAGGAAAAUCUACCUUCUUCGUUGAACUAUCGGAAACAAAGAAAAUUUUGGAUACCGCAACCAACAGGUCACUGCUAAUUUUGGAUGAGUUGGGAAGAGGCGGAUCUUCUAGCGACGGGUUCGCAAUUGCAGAAAGUGUCUUGCAUCAUGUCGCUACCCACAUCCAGAGUCUUGGUUUCUUCGCAACACAUUAUGGUGGUUUGAACAUGGGAUUUAAGCACCAUCCAAAGGUUUUACCGCUCAAAAUGAAUAUUCUCGUCGAUGAAAACUCAAGAGAACUCACUUUCCUGUAUAAACUUACUGAGGGACAGAGUGAGGGAAGCUUUGGUAUGCAUGUUGCCUCGAUGUGUGGUAUUCCCAAGACGAUUGUCGAGAGAGCCCAAAUUGCUGCCGACAAUCAGGAACACACAUCUAUGUUGGCCAAGGAACGCUAUCAUUCUGCUGGUAACAUUAAAGGCAGCAUCAUACCACUAGGUCUACAAAGCGACUUUGUUAGGCUGGCCUACGGCGAUGGUCUCACGUCAGGUAAGAAAGGUUGUGGCGAGGGCGUGACCCUUUAUGACAACCAAAUCAAAGCCAAUGCUUUGAAGAGCAUCUUUUUAAUGAUAGAUGGGCUGGAAUGA